CCUUCACCAGUCAAGUUCGAUUGUUGUUACGAACAGGCCACUGGAAGGAAGUCUGUCAGAGACAUUCUGACAAGUGUGUACUAGUAGUGUGUGACCAGUAUCGUCGUCUCCCAUAGGCCAAAACCUUUGAAAUGCGCUUCUUUGUGGUUCUAGCCGCCUUUCUGGCCGUGGCAUCGGCUGAUAUAGGGAUCAAGCUGCGCCAGGGAGCAGCGGCCGGUAGCAGUAGCUACGCCGGUAGCCAAAGCGCAGUGAGCAUCGAUUACUCACCCGCCGUCUUCGAAGACACGAUCGUCGGUGGAGGUGCAUCCGGUGCCAGUGCUGGCUCAUACGGUGGAGCCGGCUCGUACGGCGGCGCUUCCUCCGGAGCGUCCAGCAAUGCCUACGCAGGCGCUGCCAGCGGUGCACAGUACAACCAGGCGGGACUUUUGGCGGUGCUGGUGCAUCUGCCGGUUCGUCUGCAUCGGCCGGCUCAUUCGGUGGGGCCGGUUCAUUCGCAGGAUCUAACGCCGACAGCUUCGCUACCGGCAGCUCGUCCGGAGCUUCCGCCAGCGCUUCCAGCUCGGCCAAUGCUGGAGUCAACAUCAUCACUUUGCCAACGGAGAUCAAGAAGCACUUCUACUAUCACGUAGCGCAGGACGAUGCGAUUGCUGAAACCGAAACCAAAACCCUCACCAUCACGCCCCGCCAGCACUACAAGGUCAUCUUCAUCAAGGCCCCGUCUGCCAGCGCCAACGCCGGUGCAUCGUCCAAGGCAGCCAGCAAAAUAGAUGAGAAGACGAUCGUCUACGUGCUCGUCAACAAGCCGGCCAAGGCAAAUGCCACUAGUGAGGCCGAGGCAAGCUCGUUCUCCUCUGGUAAGCCGGAGGUAUACUUCGUCAAGUACCAGGGUGCUCAGGCUACCUCUAGCUCAAGCUCUAAUUCGCAAUCGGGUGGAUCGAUUGCCAUCAGCAAUGCCAAUGCUGGCGCUGGUGCCAAUGCUAUCUCUGGCGCUGGUGCCAAUGCUUACUCUGGCGCUGGUGCCAAUGCUUACUCUGGCGCUGGUGCUGGAUCCCGUGGUGCCGGUAUCAUCACUGGUGCAAAUUCACUCGCUAAUGCUGGUGCAUUGGCCGGAAACAGCGGAUACAACUCUGUCGGAGCUUCUGCCCAAGCUGCUGCCCGAUCCACGGCCGGAGGACUGGCAUUUGCGCCCUAGUAUGGCCCGCACACAGGAAGAAAGGCGAUUCCAAAGCGUCUGUGUUCAGCCUCAACGGCUGGAACGAUGCAGCAUUACUCAAGGAAAUCGAACAGUCACAUUGAAAAACCGAACAAGUACGAAUCGCACAGAUUUGGCUCAAACCAGAAAUAAUGAGUCGAGCUGACGGCUUCGUGAUGUAACUAGUAUCUUUCGAGUAGAGCUUUCCCCUCUACACGUAUUCCUUUGCCUCUUCCUCUUAGUCACCGUGAUCAGGACUUUUCCUCUCCCUUUGUACAUUAAACGUAAGCAACGUAAGAUAGGUUUAUUUUUCCCUUGAGCGUCGUCGAACGAUCUGGACGUGGGUGACAGUAACGAUCUAGUAGAAUGGAGUUUUGUGUGUACGUAUAGUGAGAAGAAGCCAGCAAUUGUAUCAUAAUAAAAGCGUAUCCACACACA
This is a messenger RNA of Anopheles merus, 1630 nucleotides long. RefSeq names its product triple functional domain protein-like. Bases 132 to 629 code for a protein of 165 amino acids. NCBI's taxonomy places the organism in Eukaryota, Metazoa, Arthropoda, Insecta, Diptera, Culicidae. The transcript has 2 exons. The record is from RefSeq and is a predicted model, not a curated record.